UCCAAAUAACAUGCAAUUAUAACAAAAUGCUUUGAUAAUCUACAAUAACAAUGCAAGAAAUAUUGGACAAUGCCCAAAUCUUCAACGGUGUUGAUCAUUCUAGUCAAUGUGACGAUGCUCGUUUUAUGAAACGCAGACCGGCAUGGAAAACAGAUGUUUUGAACCCUUUGAAAAUUGAGCCACAAUCCGACUUGACUGUGACGGACGUUAGUCAUGCUUAUCAAUUAGAAAAGGUCAAAGCUCUAUCAGCAAUUCCAAGUGAAUUACAAACUAGUGAAGAAUGGUUACAAAACCACUCCAUCAGUUUUCAAAAACUGACUUUGAAAGACUUGUUGUCGAAAGGAAAACAAGUGAAAAGACCUGGUUCUGAUACUCAUAUGGUUUUCAGUGGUACAGUCAUCAAUGAAAUGGAAUAUAAAUUGAACAGUGCUAUAGAACUCUACCAUGAUCGCAUAAAAUGGUUGUUGGGAGGAACUAGAGCUACAUAUGGUCUCAUAAAAGGAGAUCGAGUUGGAGUAUUGAUCGAUUCUUCAGAUGCAAAUACAGGAUUUGGAAGAUUAAAAGAAUUCCAAAAAUCCCUUUUAGAUUUGAUAGAUGAACAACUUUCCACCAAAAAGAGUUUGUAUUUCCUAUCAUUUGGCACAGAUGUGGAAAGUCUGUGGAAUAUUCCGAGAGAUGUAAACACAAGGAUUCUUGAGGAAGCAAGAGAUUUUGUAAGACAAAUACGUCCUAGUGGAGGUUGUAAUUUAUUGAAAGCUUUCAAAAAGAUAAUGAAAGUAAAAAGGCUUAAUUCAGUUGUCAUUAUUCUUGGCACUUGUCCUGACCAAACUUCAAACGUUCUUUUUGAUUAUGUGGAACAAUGUCUUCUUGGUAAAGAACUUCCAAUACAAGCAAUUGCUUAUGAUAACUCUAACCAUCAUACCCACACAACACUUCAAAAACUUUCGAAUGCUUCAAGAGGACGAUAUCAAUGCUACAGUUCUUCUGACAUUAAAGAAUCCUACAAGAGUAGUGAUGUGAGACUUCUUCUUAGAGAAUCUCAGAGAACAUUGGAUAUGCUUUCAAAAAUCAAGCAAAUGAGGAGUGGUAUGCUCGGCAAUGCACUAAUCAGCAUUGAAAAUGAAAUUGCAUUAGAAGUGGAGCAUUUAAGUCUAUCACGAUUUCUUCCCCGGCCAGUGAAUCACCACCAACCUCUGAAUAUAGAAAAAGCAAAUUUUCACCCAACUGGUAGCUCACAAUGGCUUGCAGAAAAUGGUCUUAGAGCGAAACAGUUAAACUUGUACCAAGUCCUUGCACAAGAUGCAUUUGAUCCAAUCAGGGAUUUUGUGCCCAUUCUUCGCAAAUCUGUUAGAUCGAGAGUAAAUGAAACGGCAAUGCAGCAAUUUGAAUGGCAUGAUGGAUCAGUUAAAAAUAUGCAUGUCGAUGUCGCAAUGUUAUAUGAUUAUCAAAAGAAACUUGGAAAUGCUGUGCAGAAUUUUGAAACCAGGAUUGAAUGGCUUGCAUCUGCAAGUCGCAGAAUAUGGGGUACUAUUUGUGAAAAAAGAGUGAUCCUUCUAAUUGACACAUCUAUUGGAAAUAGACAGUAUUUGGUCCAUUUACAGCAUUCCAUACGUUUAGUAUUGGAACAACAAAUGCUCAACAAAGAGGCUUUUAAUUUGAUAGCAUUUGGUAGCAAUCCAAAAAUGUGGAAACCUCACAUGGUGAAACCAACAAAAGAGAAUCUACAAUCUGCCUGGAGAUGGGCAUUGCAUUUAGAAGCAAAUGGAAGCCGAAAUUUUAUGGGGGCUUUUCGUACUGCGGUAGAAAACAUGGAUGAUAUCAAAUGUGGAGGUGUGCAAGGCAUCUACUGUAUUGGAAGCGGAAUACCUGAUCAGCAGGAGGAUGUUGCUCGUACUUUUGUUAGUGAAAAAUGUAUAGGAUGUGACUUGAAACUUCACGUUAUUCUAUUUUGUAUUGAUGACUACCAACAGGAAAGUGAGUUGCCUAGCCGGUAUGCGAAUUUGACUCGGACCUCGGAUUAUUUGAGAAACUUAGCCCAUGCUGGACAUGGCCGUUUUCAUUGGUUUAGGGAGUCAGGAAUCAUUGAAAGUGAUGACAUAAGCGCCAUCAUGAGAGAAAUGGAAAGAGCCGUAUAUUUUUCACAGCGAUGUGCUACUCUUGUUAACUCUGUGAAAGCAAACAAGGGUUCUGGGGGUGAAGAUCUCAAAGCAAUUGAACCUCGCAGAAAAAAGGUAUUAAUGCCCCCACCACUCGACAACCCAAGACAGACGGCUUUAUCAAUAGCUCGAGAACAGAGAGCAAUUAGGGGUGAAACUCAAAAAUGUCUUGCAUGGAGAGCACCAACAAUAAAAGCAACACUCCCUGGUGUACCAUACAAACAGUCAAAAUCCAACAAAAAAUCAAAGGAAUCCACCAAAGGGAAAGUUGCUGUAGAGCCAUUCUAUACAGAAGAGAAAGGCAAUGUUGGAACAGUUUUCAAGAAGUUCCCAAAGAAGAAGAGUGUCAGAAAAAGUAUUCCUGAACCCAUAUUACCAGAAAUGGAGGAAAGAGUAUCAUCCAAGCAAUGGUUGAAACGAUAUGGAAUAAACAAGAUGAAAUUAAAUCUUGAAAGAUUUGUAUCUGGGCCAGUUUGUGUGCAUGAUAAAGCAAAAGUAAGAUCCACUGGGGGCCAGAUUCAUGCUAAAUGGUUUUGCUCAAUCUUUCCGAGUGUGGACGUUAAUGACAAAGUACGGCAUAUUGACAUGAACAUCCAAGAGAUUGAUGAUUAUGAAUUUCAAUUGUCUCGUUUAACAAAACGUUAUUUACAGAGAAUGCAAUGGAUGCUUUCUGGGAGCAGAAAAGCGUUUGGUGUCGUUUUAGAAAAUCGUGUCCUAGUGCUUAUUGAUGUAUCUGGAUCAAUGGAUUUUCAACUGAACAACCUUAAAAGCGAAUUGAAAAAUCUUAUAUGGGAACAACUAUACAAACACAAUAUAGCUUUCAACAUCAUUGCUUUUUCAGAUCACAUUGCCUCAUGGCAAGAUGAGACAACGCCUGCGGAAGACGCCACAUGUAAUGACGCAGUACAAUGGGUGUCUUCCUUGCAUGCUCACGGAGGAACAAAAACCCUAGAAGCAUUAGAAGAAGCAUUUAGUGACAAAACCGCUGAUGCUAUCUACCUGUUAUCAGAUGGAAAACCAGAUACCAGUAUAAAACUAACCCUUGAGGCUGCAGGUCGCGCAAAUAAAAAGCAUAUCCCAAUACAUACAAUUUCAUAUAACUGUGAUGACAAUGCUCAUACUAUGUUCAUGUCCAAUCUUGCCCAUCAGUCGGGCGGUAGGUUCCAUUAUUGCGGAAAAGGGGAAAGAGACGCUCAUUUGGCUGCUUAUAAAAUGAUGACAGAAGGGUUCGGAGAUGAAGAUGAUCCUAACUUGCCAGAAUUCAGGGGUGAUGAUCUGCAGCUUAUGAGGAAAGAAGUUACGAAAGCAAGGAAAUAUGUUUCGCAAGCUCGACUCUACAAAAGAAUUGUUGAACAACACAAAGAAGAAUCUCAGCAACAACAGAGACCUAACUCUGCUUCUCCUCAACCAAAGUCAAAAUUUGUUUCUGAAAAACCGUUUCUUCCAUGAGAAUAACUUCAGAGAAACUCUUCCUAACACAUGUCAUUAAAAUAACAGUAUAAUGGAGUUGAUAAACCUGCUACGUUUUCCCAUUUCGGUUUGAACAUUUCAGGAAGCAGAUGCAAAUUACUUGGUCACAGUGUGCCAUAGGAAACAAUGAAGAUGAACAUAUACUUCUGGGCUGAGAUUAUUUCAAUAAGAUCAUGAAAACAGUUCUUAUAUAACUACAGAAUAAGAUGAUUGCCUGGUUUGCUAAAACAAUUACCUAAUCUUUUUACAUUUCGAACGCGCCAAGAAAGGGCUAAAAUUGAUAUGAUUACGACAAAUUUUUGUAAAAUUUAUGUUUUUUGAACAAAACUAUAAAUAAACGUUGUGUCCUUUAUCAUAUAUAACGAUUUGCUGAACUGUGUAGAAUAUUUGAAAUGUCUUGAACACAA
Styela clava is the source of this 4033-nucleotide messenger RNA. RefSeq names its product von Willebrand factor A domain-containing protein 3A-like. The record is from RefSeq and is a predicted model, not a curated record. NCBI's taxonomy places the organism in Eukaryota, Metazoa, Chordata, Ascidiacea, Stolidobranchia, Styelidae.